GAGGCAGGGAUAGGAUGAAGGGAGGGGAGGCUGAGCAGUAGAGAGGAGGAAGAGACUCGCUGUCUCAAAACUGGAUAUUCCUACGUGCCUGCUGCCGCCUGAUCCAAUGAGCGAACUCUCAGCUACCUGCUACGCAAAGGCACCCGGCGAGGUAGGGGACCACAGUGCUUCCUCCUUCCACUGAGUGUGUGUGUGUGUGUGUGUGUGUGCGUGCGUGUGUAUGUGUGCGUGGGAGACAGGUGUGUGAGCAACUUUGAAUGAGGCUGCCCUGAAAGCUGGGAGAGAAACAGGUUCAAGAGUACAGAAGAGACAUAUCAUCCUUAAAGUGAGUGUGCAGGGUUAAUUAUAGUGGGAAAUAUGUCUGAAAUGUGUGUGUAAUGUGUGUAUAUAUAAAUGUGUGUGUGUGUCUGUGUGAGAGCAUGUGGUGUAAACACUCAUGUAAGCCGGCACCUGCGUGUGGGGGUGUUUGUGCGCGUGGAAGAGAAUAACAGAGUGUGAACAAGAGUGUGACUGAUCCAGAGACAAGGAGUGUGUGAGGAAGACAGAGACAGAGGGAGAGAGGAAGAGAGAGAUUGAGAGAGAAAGAGAGAGAGAGAGGUGGAGGUCCAUCACUCAGACUGACGGCAGAUCAGGACUUUCAGAAUUAGAGCAGUGGGCUUAAAUAGCCCUGGUCCAGAGAUAGCCAGGGGCCCUGGAGGAGCCUGCUUAAACUGGGAGGCACGCUUAUGAGAUUGGUGAGGGUGGGGUUAGUGGUGUGGUGUAGGGGGGAAAUUUUGGAAAGUGAUAGAAAGAGCGAGGAGGAGGAGGAGGAGGAGGAUGGGGAAGAUGUUGGGGGCAAGGAUUUAAUCCGAUCAAAGGGCGACUCUGCAGGUGCAUCAAGCAUCUUAAGUCUAACUUUUCCUCCAACCAGUGCUGCGGAUAAAUGAAAGAAAAAAAAAAACACGAACUUGAAGAACUUCAAACAUCACCUUAAAUUUUUAAUUACAGCUCCCCUUCAAAAAGGACUUUAAAUUUCUGUUUCUGCGUCUCUCUCGUGGGAACGCAGAGCCAUGUUUUAACUGAAACCCUUAUUUCUUACCAGUGAGGAUGAAGAUAUACUCCGCCAGUGUGCAUGAUUAUGAUUUCUGUGUGUCUAUUUCUGCUCCGGCAGGCGCUGUCCUUCUGCUGCAGUGAUACCCCAUAUGCUGCCUAUAGGAACACUUCACAGGUUCAAACAGUUUGCAGCUAUAGAUGUCUUUCAAGUGAGACGCACAACAUUUGUCCUUGCUGACUUAAUUCACUUAUUUCAAUUAUGAGGACGAUCUGCUGGCGUGCUCAGGAAGUCUUGUGUCACUGAGAGAUUGCUUCGAGAAAAUACCCAUUUUUAGUAGUGCACGAUUUCACAUGCGAGCAGAGGGUUUUGAUGUGAAGUUUCCAGAGUUGUAUUUGUCACUUUUUGUUCUGAAACAGGCGCUCUUCGGAGGUUUCAGAGACUGCCUGAGCCAAGGUGGUGCUCUCGCUGUUGUCAGGUGGCUUCAAACAAUGCAGAUCUCCUGUGUUUGAUACUGCUUGUGUUUUUCGACAACAAAAACCUGGAGCUUUGUUUUAUGAGUCUGGCUGUGUACCAGAGAGGUUCCCCUCAUGAAUGAUGUAAAGCUGACAAAGAGUAACUGAAUGUAGGUUUGUUUCUAUUUCUUUUGGGAGACGGAAUACAACUCGUCUCUGUGGGUGAAUGAGAAAUACAGCAUGUUCUCCAGUCCCAUGUUUCUUAGAGUACUGUCACCCUGAAGAGCAGAACAGGCCUCUUGUGGAAGAAGGUUGAGUGGCUGCUGGCCCUUUAAGAGGUCUAUUUUUACAGGGGCACACUCAUGCAUGGAGCGAGGCGCACAGAGGAGGCAGUGGCACACGGAGACUCUAUCUGCUCUGCCUCACUUGUGUGACUCCACACAACACAUCCUAUAGGAGUUUACCCUUGUGACCGAGCGGCUGACAGGGAGUCAUAAAACUUGUUCAGGGCGCAGAGGAGCAUGUGUUCUCCUAAUGCAAGCUCCAACACGAAAAUCAUCAAAACGAGAAGUUACAAGGUUUUCACCCGACAUGAGGAAUCAGCCCUUUUCAAGUGGAUCUCUCUGAAGUCUAGAAGUGAUAAUGAGUGGGAGCUCGCAAUAAAGACACCCUUAUGCACACUGUACACGAAUGUGCCAGCAUUCCCACAUACUUGUUUUGAUAUGCAGAUAGCUAUGAAAGAAAUCUGAAAACAUUCAUGCCCCCUCUUACAAACACAUAAUACACUUAAGUUUACUUACACCCACACACUCCUCGAAAGAAACCACGAAAUGAGCACAUUUCAGAACAUUUUUACACAAACACAGCCGUGCACUUAGAGGUGCACAUAGUGCUGCUCACCCACGCAAAAAAAUUACUUAUACAUCCUCAAUAUCUGGACCUAAAAUAAUCUUCUCCUUAUGCAAUCUGCAUGUUAUAUAAUUCAUGGCCUGUCAUUAUCACAGCGCUCUUUCACGCCCUGCUGUGCCUCUCCACCUACAGCACCGCACAGACAGGCAGACACACACAUACAUACACCCUGCACCUUGUGUUGACAGUCAUAUACUCUACUCUAGCACUCUCACCCACGUUGAGUGUGUGCUCUCCAACAGCCAGCCAGAUGAGUGAGAGGGAAAGACAGAGAGGAAGACUGAGAGUAGGUGGGGUGGAGGGACUGAAAGUGAAAGAGAGAGAGAGAGAGAGAGAGAGAGGUAAAACUUAGAGAGCUAAAGAUACAUUCAUGCUGAGACUACGCAUUUGCAUGAUUACUGUAUUUGAAUGUGUUUUGUGAGGUGUAUGUCAUAUUGUAUCUUGGUGAAAAUUCCCGUCUUUCACCCACUGAUAACGUUACUCUUAUUGGCGACCACAGAUUUGCAUCACUUUGCAUUUCUUGCAAGUUAUCUUCUCAUAAAACGAGGCAUGUUAACUCCAUUCUUCUCACUGUCUGGUAACAUUUUUAGAAACUUUGCCGUCCCAGUAUAAACUCCAGUUGCAUUUCAUGGCGGUUUAAAAAGUGCAGCUCGUAACAAUCAAACACUAAAAGGUUAAGUGAUGAAUGAAGAGACACAAAGAGGACAAAUUCAGGACUGAUCAUGUCCUUGUAGUUUGUAAAAGCCUUUUUCAAAUCAACCAAUGAGACCUGUUUGGCGACUGUUCCCAGAUCAGCACUCUCACAGUCAGAAGCCUUUGGGAAUUGGCUUGGGAGCUCAGUUAGUGAGCCAAGAGUGUGAUGAAUAAUCCCAAACAUAGGCAGGUGUCUGAAUACAGUUGAUACAGUGCCAGACUACUUUAAGGUGAUAGACACACCUCUUGGUCAGGAUGCACCAUGGGAGUUAAGUGCAGGAAGUGAUAUUUUGAAUUCAGAUUUUGAAUGAUCUACAUCCAGAGUCACUGACGUGUGCAGAGAUGAUACUCGAGUCUUUUGUGUUAAUUAUAGGAAUUACAGUAAAUCAGUUCCCCCAGUCAAUCCUUUGCUCUGCGCGUUCGCACCGAUCGUUUUCUUCGGUCCUGACUCACUAACCCUUGUGUAUGAUUAAGCAGUAUGUUCUCCUCCUCCUCCACACUUCAUCUACAAUGGGGGUCGACGACCUUUCAACCCCGCAGCCCACUGCUCACACCCACAGAGUUUCAGCCAGGCCUGCCUUUUUACUUGAUGGAGAAUCAAGCUCCCUUAUAUAGAGAAAUCCAACUUGCACAAACAAAACAAAUUGCACUGGAUUGCUUCUGGAAACAUGCAAUAUCCAAGACAUCCUGCAGACUAGAGGCCCUUACACACCGCGGCCGACGCAAAUAUAGAACGCGAAAUUAUGAAAUUUUCGGAGGAGAAUUUUGAUGCGCCUGGCUACACACAUCAAGCCCGAUGCGAUUUUGCUACUUUCCGGGGAGGAAACGCGUCCCGGGUGGAAGCAAGAAGACUGACACAACAGCAGACUGAGUGUUUUCAGUUCUGAUUAGACACUAGUGUUGAGAUGGCUGUCUGUUGCAUGUAGCAUACUAUUCUGAUGGACUAUAGAUAGCAUUUACUGAGACAGGACCAUUACCAGAUAAGCACAUUAAACUAUAAUCCAUAAAAGUAAGGUAACAACCGAGACCUAGUGGUGCUGUGACAGCAACGCGAUUGAGUUUGAGACAGUGAAAAUACAUAUGGUAUGUUGUAUCUGAACAGGUUAGCUUACGAGCUAAAGUUACUUAGCACAGAUGAAAGUUAAAACAAAGACGUUUAGCAAACUGUUAAAGCACACAAACCAUCGUCAUAUGAGAAAUCCGACGCUAUGACUCUCCACAAGUUGUCCUUCAGGUUGUUAUCUUUGUAAUGUUUGUGUCUUUUAUCAAAAAGCAGUCUGUUCUCCGACACGUAAACAAUUAGCCGGUCGGCCAUGUUGGAUAUACUGGUGAACCUGAUGUCACAACAACACGCAGUCUGAUUGGUCAGAAGUGGACACAUAGAAUGGGAAACUUUGAAAAAUUGACCAUGAUCCGAAAAAAUAAAUGCCGCAAUAUCGCAGGACGGGAAAACAUCGCUGAUGUGAAUGCUCGUAUUGACAGGAUACGGGUUCGAAAAAAAUAUUGACAUCCGAAAUAAUCGCACGAAAAAAACGGUCCAAGUGUGAAAGGACCUUAAGGCUCCAAUAGUUUCCUUAAAACUUGUCUUAAAGUUUGAUGUCAAAAAUGUUACUGUUCUUUGCAACACCUCCAAAUUAAUUUAUCCCUUUAUUCAUCCUGCUGGGCAUAACAUGACUAAAAAAUAUUUUUUUUUUCUCUAAUUAUUACACAAGAUAAUUAAAUUGCAGAGUGACAAAGGUUCCCUCCUAAGUGAGAGUGGGACUCUCCCUAAUUGUCCUUUCAAAAACAAGCAUUAAACCCACUCAUUCCUAUUUUAAAAUAAUUUCCAGCACCUUUUGUAUCAAACAGCAUAAGCCAUGUGAUGAUGAGUUAAUGGCUGUGACCGUGCAUGUGGCUCGGUAGCAGAUUUGGUGUGGGAGGGGUUGUAGAACAAAAGCAAUAAUGGUAGUGUAUAGCAAUGUUGCCUUGAAUACAGUGAAUACAGUGCAGUGAUAAAAGUACUCCAGACAGUAUCUAUGAAGCCCGUCUAGACAGUCUCUCAGAAAAUGAAUGGCACUUGAGCUGCCAAUAGGAGACCUGGCCAUGCUCUCUCCAUGGAGAUGUCAUCACUAUGCUUUCAGCUUGCUGACAUUUUGCUGUUAAACCAGAGAAUCAACAGAAACCCAGCUUGACUGGCAGUCGCCGGGGGAAAGGUGCCAAAAACAACAAAUCUUUGGAAUGAAAGUAAUCCCCCCCAAUUCUUUUCACACACACACACUUGUCCUCGCGCUUUCAAGCUGUUUCUACCCCAUCAGACAUUUCUCUCUUGCUGAGUCGCUCUCUCUCCUCUCUCUUUUUUUUUUUUUCUCCCAUAACCCACCCCACCUCUCCCUCCCCCCCUUUUUCCUCCCCUCGUAAGCUACUGAUCUCAUAGCGUGAGAGUAGUACUCACAUCAAGGGCUCUGAGCUUGGCUAAUCAUACACGAGUGAGAGGCGGACUGCUACCUGUGAGCCACUGAAGCUGAGCAUGUAAAAAGUUAGGAAACUAAAUUGGCAAGAACAAACAAGUGCGCAGAAAGGAUGGAAACACAAAAGCAUGACUGUGCAUCAGCAGUAUGUGGCAUCAGUGUAGUUAUACAAGAAGUGCUGUCACCCACCCAAUAAUAGCACAUUUGAUUUUUGUUUCAUGUUUUUUUUUUUCUUCUCAAGUUUGUGAUGCAUAUGACACUUUAAAAUUUGAACUGAAGUCAUCUCUUCAGUGGUUGAAACUAUAGCUGCUGCAGAUACCGCAUAACAGGCGCGUUAUCAGAUUGAGGCAGUGGAAAAGUGCAAAAUUGAAACUCCCAUCAGCAGACACUUAAAUGUCAAUGAAUGACAACAACAUAACACCUGCUGAAGAAAAUGUCAGCCGCAUGGUUUUCAGAAUACCUGCUAACUGCACCGCUUGCUCCCCGCUGACCUGUGUGUGCAUGCUUGUAUGUGUCGGAGGAUUUACAACAGGCAGAGGAACACUGCAGUAGUCUGCGCUGUCAGAGGAAGUCGGGGACGAGGUGGAGGAAUUUUUUUUUUGCUUCUGCUGACUGGCUGACCUGCAUGUAAUUAGUCAAGUCAUAUUUUUAACUGAUAUUGCGUAAAAGCCAGCUUAAGGAGGCAUAGCUGCCCUAUUUAUACCCUAGGGGCUAAUGGCCUGUACCACUACACAGGGGGAUUUCCUCCCAGAACUAUACUAAGCCUGCCUUAGGCCUGUACAAGUUAGGAUUCACGGGGAUUAACCCAGCAAUACAUUACAGGCAUCACCUUCUAGUCUGCAUCUUUCACACUGUUUUACCCUCUUUGUCUGACUUUCCUUGCUGAGUAAGCUCUGCUUUUGAAAGGUGAUAUAUUCUGUUUAUUCUGCUGCACUGUGGGCACACUCUGCUGGUUUUACAGCUAAUCUAGAUUAGCAACUUUUGUGCCACAGAAUGGGUUUUAAAUCAAGUAACCUGCACACAAAAAAUCAAUCAUAGAUGGGUGUUUUUUUUUCACACGUUUGUGUUCCUGUGUGUGUAUGUAUGGUAUGUGUGUCUGAGCAGUAUGUUGUGUGUGCGUGGGUGUUAAUAGUAACUCCUGAGCCAUAAGCCCAUCCUCAUUGUGGUUGAGCCUGCUGCGGGCAGGGCUGCUGGCUCAUCCUGUUGAAGAAUGGGUCAGAGCGGUGACCAGGCUGACCUGGCCUUUUGCCCAUUAAGCUAUCGCCCGUAUCACCCUGUCCUUUAUCAGCUUAGCCGGCUCCUUACAGAGUAAUCCUCCACAGGGCUAGUAGUACUCCCCCCCUCCCUCCCUCCCUCCCCUCCCCAACACUCCGCUCUGUCUAUCUAUCUUACUGUAUAUCUAUCUAUGUCUAUCUAACUGUCUAUCCGCUGUGUCCUCUACCCCCCUCCCCCUGCAUUCCCCUCUACUCCUCCCCUCUGUUCAGAUCCGUUACAUUCAGCAACAAAUUUCUGCUGCAUCAGACAUCUAUCAUAGAUCCCCCACUCAGCCUGAAACGUGAUCAGACACCCCAUACAAGGCUACGCAUGGGAAAAGGACUACAAAAAGCAAAGUUAAAAGACAUUUUGGAUUAAAAGAUAGGAUUAGAAGUGAAAAAGAGAACAUUUUGAGUUGAUGGGGAGUGAGCUUAGAGUUAAAAGUUUCACCUGUGCAGGCCUUUGACCUCUUUAGCUCCUUUACACAUCCAUCACUUUGAUUUAUAGACUGCUGUCUAACUCCUCUGACCUUUCUCGUCAAGGCCCUGAACUUGCAUGUGUUUAUUUGUGUGUGAGGGUGCGUGUGUGUGUUUGUGAUGGACAGAUUAAAUAGAGCAAAGCCAGACAGAAGGACAAACAGGCAGAAUCAGAGAGGAUAAGAUGGAGCGAGCGUGCCAAAUGUCCCCACGGUGCCUUAAAUUAUUGACAGCACAGUAUGACUUCAGUGUGUGCUUGCUCGUCGUGUAGAUAUUCACGUGAGUGUGUGUGUGUGUGUGUGUGAUCAAUAUGCUAAAUAUCAAAGUAUACAUGCAGAAGAGCUCAACAGUCAUUUCUACAUUUCCAUAUUGUAGUAAACACCCUUUGAUGAACCCCGGCCUCGCUCUAUUUCCUCCUCUCUCGCUAUGACUGAACCAUUGUGUCUACAUUUGUUAUUCUUUAUGUGAUUCAUAAUCAAGAUAUAGUCUUUAAAUUACACAUUUACAACGUAACACAAUAAUGAUAUGUCGAGGAAAGUUUUAUUAUAUUUAUGUUCCUGCAUUUAUUUAUCUGCUUUAUACACUAAGUAGGAUUUUUCUCUUACUUGCCAUGUUGAUUUUAAACAAUUUUUUGUGACUUAAGCGGAAAAGUUUGCAUGUGUGUGGGAAUUAAAUAAGAAAAAAAGGCCAAGUCACCUCAGACACCUUUUAAUCAUGUGUAAUGCAGUCAUGGAAAAGGUUAUUUAAAGAUACUGUAUUUUAUAGGCGACAACAGCACUGUCAAAUAGCAGUGAAAUAAAAUGUUUUUGUUGUAGAUAAUCCCAAAUAUAAAAGAAUAAAAAAUAUACAUAUAUAAUUUUGUACUGAUAGAGGUAACUCAACUCCACGUCAUAUGAUCUUGAAGCAUAUUUUUUAUGUACAAGAAGAAUUUUUUGCCACAAAAUUCCCCAGAGGCGUAAAAUCCUAAUCCAUACGUGCUCCUAAUUUAAGAAUAUGUAAAUGUACCCUCUUUUAAUUCUGAUACUCGUAAUGAACCCACACAAUUACAGCAGCGCAGACAGCGCUCAUGCCCACACAACCUCAGCACACGUAGCCUUCUCACAGCACUCACUGUAAAAAAAAAAGAAAGGAAAAAAAAAAAAUCAAAGUAAUCUCCUAAAUGUCACAGGAGACUUUCUUGGCAAUUGUUGCUUUCACUGCGAGGAUGUCUCGAUGUGGCCUUCAAGCCGAUGUGUCUGCACAUGUCUCCAAGUCUGAUUGACUCUCUGUUCCACAGAGGGUGAGAAGUUAGACAAGGUUAACCUCUAAUUUACUGCAGGUGGAUACGAGGUUGAGAUUUGUUCUGAGCUUGAAAGGUUCGAAAAAUGCUCUUAGAGUUAUAAAAAGAAAUCGAAAUCACUUUUUUUACAAUUAAGCGGCUGUAAUGAUUUGAUUGCAUUUCAUUUUCACCCCCUGCUCUAGUUUAUUCUUGUUCCUGUAUCAAAUUUCUUCCUUGGUUAUUAUCAUAAGCUUGUUGAACUCCUGCUUAUUUUGGCGGUACGAUUGGCACUGUGCUGCAUUUCAACCUUGGGCCUGUUUAUUAUUUUCUCAAAGAUUUUUUCCUCACUAAUAGAUUUUGAUUUCUCGUCGUAAAGGGGCAACACAGCUCUCACAAAACCCUGUCCUCAUGAGCCGUGUCAGCCAUACCAGCAGUCUGCUGUUGCCCUGACUGAAUCACUUAGGCAAAUCAUUCACAGCUCUCCUGUUAGUGCAAAAACCUGUGCAUGUGUGCGUGUAAAUGUCUGUGUGUGUGUGUGCAGGUAUAUGGAGUCAAAUCAAAUGUAUUCAUAAAAGCUCUUUUGGCAACAGGUGCGUCACAAAAGGCUUUGAUGAGAACAAAGGACGCAAAUUCAGAUGAAAACUACAGAGAAACAAAAAAGAGCAAGUCUAGUGUAGGUCGUGUGUGUGUGCGUGUGUGUUUUCUCAGUGUGUGUUUGUGUGCUUGAUGGAUGUGAGGUUUAGUUUUGAGUCAGAGGCAGCAGCAAAAGCCUAAGUCUGAAAGUGUGUGUAGGAUGAACCUCCUACCACGUCCCUCCCUGUAUUUCAUCAACUGUCUCUCUGCCUCCCCUCCAUCCCUCCCUCUCUUUUAUAUUCCUCUCAUAUAAACAGUUUUGUAUUUAUCACCGAUUAAUUAAUCGAUCAAUGAGUUUUCAUGUUAAACAAUGCAUCUGCAGGGUGGAACUUCUGCAGAAAGCCCACCCUCAGACAGCACAAAGGCAGCAUAUAUCGUCCACUAUAUAAUCUGUACGUGCUGCAUCCAUGAUUGUUGGUGUGUGUAUGUUUGCGUGCAUGAGUUUAUGUGUGUAUGCAUGUUUGUAUAACUCACAGUGAUUAAAGCAAGUGGGCGGCAGCAGCAACUGGUCUGCCUGUGUGGCUCCGCAUAGCAGACAUGUUUCUCACUGCUAGAUAUUACUCAUUUCCUCAGCCCUUUGCACACACAAACACACACAUACACACACACACCGUUGACACAUACGCUCACACACACAACAGUCACAGAGACGGAUAGCAGGCUCUCAGUUCUUUCCCUCAGUUUGGUGGGCUUGCUGGUGUUAUUUCAUGCGUACACAGAUCAGAGGCAGUGUGUAGCUGGAGGCUGCUGCGAUCUGCGGGUGUUGUAGCUGGCAGUGGUGCUGUGGAGGAGAAGUGUAGCACAGUGAGGAGCUGAGGAGUGGGUUGACCCUCUGGGAGGACUGGAAUAUGAAUGACUGCCAACACUGGGACGCGUGCUCAACCCGCGCUAAGGUCAGUCUCACUUCACAUCACAACAACUACAAACUCCAUCAACCUGUCUGCUUGCUUCAACACUCCUUUACCGAAUCUAAGAGCAGUUUGUGGCUGAUUUUCACUCACAAUUACCAACAUAAGUAUACCAUUCGGGGCUUUUUUUAUAGCAAAGUAUGCGAAACUGGAGAUUGUAGUUCUGUUUUUUUGUAGGUUUUCAGUCAUGACAGCAGAAUGAAGUUUUACAGUUCCUCCAAGAAAAGGCGGGAUGAAGUGGAAGGCUGCAUAGAUUUAUCACUCACUAAUAUUGUGUUAAUAUAGCAGCAUAAAAAACACGUUUUUAAUUAAUAAUAAGAAAAUAUGCAAAUAGCUCUUCAGAUAAUUUGCAUUGAUGCUUUUCAGAGCGUAAUUCUUUUACAAAUGUUAGGACAAGAGCGUCUCCAGCUUAACUCCAGCUCUGUGAGCAUGUCUGCACAGUGUAGGAGUGUUCUGUUAGAAGACAUUUCUCUGCAAACUCCUCCACAUGCACAAUUGUGUUCUUUGUUUUCUUGUACUUUUUUGGCGAGUUUAUAUUAGGUCUGUUUUGACAACCUUUUUUUGUUUUUUUCUUUAUAAGGGCUGUCGGAAUUACAGAGUCAUUUGAGGACAAAUCUGAAACCGGCCGUUUUAAUUAAAGAAAAUUAGUUCCUGGACGAGCUCUUGCAUGAGCUACAAAUAGUUCUUAAGUAAAACAAAUAUAGACUUGAAAAAGGAAAUACCAAUUUUUUUAUUUUUAUUGCGCUUUACAAAAAAAAGCAGGAUUCCUGUGAUUCUUUUUUUAGAUAGUUAUUUUGUGUGUCCUCCUUUUUUUGGGAGGGGGCGGGGGCUCUUCAUUUUUUCUUAUGUGGUUAACUGUUUCAGUCCAAACCAUCAUUUAGUUUAGUUACGAAUAAAAUAUUAACAGCUGUUUGUAUGAAUCAAGAAAAAUUUUUUAAGUUUGGAUUAAUAGUUAAAUAGGUAGGGAAAUGAUCAUUUUAAGGAAAAUUCUUUUAUGAACUAAUAUAUGAUUUUCUACAGUUGCUGAGCUUGUAAAGAAUAUAAAGAUCAUCCAUUUUUAAGAGGGCAGAGGUCAGUGGCUUUUCAGCCCGCAGAAGGCCGUUUCAGCUCAGAGAAAAAAAGUGAGAUUUCAGCCCUGGAGUCUGAAUUCGCAGGUUUGAAAUAUUUUUCACGGCACCGCAUUGACUGAUUUGGUAGUUUUUCCUAAUAGCAGUUCUCAUGAUGCGCUCAUGACACUGUCCUGUCUGCGUCUGGGAGAAUCAAUCCCCCUCCUCUCAGCGCCCACUCUUCAGUUUUCCACUCAGAUGUACAAACAGCUUGCUCCACUCUAACACUUAUUCUGUUUUUGGACCAAGUCACUUGAUGAGCAACAGUUUACCCGCCUCUCCAUGGAGUAUCCCCAUCUAACCUCUAUAGCUGACUGUGUGUGAGUGUGUGCGUGUGUAUAUGUGUGUGUGAAGACAGUUGCCAUGGUGACAGUGGGGUGGAUGGUGAGACGGCAGGGAGCUAGAAGGCUGUUGAGACAGACGUGCGGGUGAGCGCGGGGCUGAUUGGCAGCAUGGCGCUGUGGUGUUGUGGCGGCGGGAGCAGCAGUGGUGGUGUUGGCGGUGGUGGUGGAGGGAACAGCUGGGCCGUCGGCGCGGCAACAAUCACUUCAAAAGAGCUCCUUUAAAAAAAAAAAAAAAAAAUGUUUGGAGAAGAAUUAGUGGAGCUCCCCCGCACUUCUCACUGAAUGAAACGAGGCAGCAAAAUCUCUGACACAUUCGAGGAUUCAAACACAAACACACACGCACAAAAGAGCCUAAACAAAUAAACACAUUCACAUAUUUCCGCCAGAGAGAAAAAAAAAGGCACACAAACAUGCAUGAACACACAACACAUUUACCCACACCCCUGCUGAGAAGAAUAAUUAAUAUGCGAAGACACAUAUCCUGUGUCCACAACAACUGGUGGCAAUAUCAACAGUGUUUCUGUCAGCUUUCGGGUGGGUGGUGACCAGCUUUGCCUUUCACUGGGGGAGUAAGUACAGCCGCCUGAGGGAGUAUUUCUGUGUCUGCUGCUCUCUGUGUGUGUCUGAAAGAGAAAGCAUGGUGGGUGCUAGUAGUAAGCUUAUACAGAAGACAGAGAACACCCGGGGGUGUCAAGGGGGUGGCUCAUGAAAGUGGCACAAAAACAUAUCUACAUAUUCCAAUCAUCCCCAGAGAGUCAGAGAUGAAAACUCUCACGCUGAGUGCUUUAUUGUGCGUUUGUGUGAGUGCGUUUUGUGUGUAUGUAGAUUUUAACACACACACAUAGUGCACUGCCUCUGAACUUCAAUGGCUGCAAAAUGUAUUUAUAGCCCACAUGUGGGAGUAAUGUGUUUGAAUGAAACGAGUAAGUUGGGUAGUUUCAGUCCCACCGCAGUGCACAGAGGUAAUGACUAAUUAGUGACAGCAAUCAGAACGCGGCGAGUUUCUAACCUUUCAAAGUAGUUUAGACGAGAGAGUCACUCUCCAUCUGUCUGCAGCUGAAUGUUUGUUUGCAUGUCAGAACAGAUUGACAGCUGAGUCUCAACAACAAGUGAUGCCAGGACCUGACAGACCGUCCUUUUUCUGUGUUCACACAUCAUCUCUUGUGCUUCUGUCUCUGCCGUCUCCCUCCUUUUCACCGUCCUCAUCUCUGCUUCUGUCCUCGUUUGUCCUCUCUCUCCAGGUGAGUGGUGCUUCAGCGCAGAGGACUCAACAGUGAUCUGACAGUGAUGCUGUGUAGCAGCCUCCCCCUCUGUCUGCGCCCCUCGUUCUCCCGUGAGGCCCAUGUGACCUAGCCAACACCCACGCACAGGGGGCCCCGAUCUGCCGCUGGAGCCCACCCAUGAAUCCCAGCCCUGACCGCGGCCAAGAGUGCCUCCCUCCCAAGAAGAGGGAGUCUAGGCAAGGAUCGACGGAACACCAAGUCCCGUUGGACGAGUUCAAACCCCCUGUGCCACUCCGGAGUCGGUCAACUGGGGGAGGAGGGGAGGGAGGAAGGGAGGCCAGUGAUAGGGACCGAUCUCUUAUUAACCCAAACCCCCAUCUCCUCCAUACUCCUCCACCUUUACCUGCUCCUGCUCCAGGCCUCCCCCUGCCCUUGCCGUGGCAUCUGAGCUACUCCCCCUCCGUCUCUCUCCCUCUUUUUCCAGGGGCAGUCAGUGAAAGGAGAGGCUCAGGGUCUCCUGCCUGGAGAGAUGAUCAUCUCUCUUUACCCAUGCCCCACCACUCCAGGUGGCUUAGAGAAGGGCCCCUUUCCUUACCUCCUUCCCCAUCUUCUUCCUCUUCUUCGUCCUUUAAGACGCCCUUCCCGGCUGACUCCAGAGAGAUGUGGUCCUACAUUAACAGCGGCCGACGGGAAAACAGCUCAUCUCUCUUCUCCUCUUCAUACUUGUUUAGCCACCACCCUCUCUACUCUCAUGACCCGAGCUUGGUUGAAGCCAGACAUCGGUACCUGGGCAAGAGGCCCAACGGCCUGGAUGGACCAGGCAGCAGGACUGCUCCGAGCUCCAGGCCUCUGCUCACAGGAGACUACGGGAAUGAUAGCAGCAGAACCAGACUGGACAUCGGUCCACACACCUCGCACACCAAUGGUGGGCGGAGGCAGCAGGAAGAUUUAACGUCCCGAGUCCACUCUGGGGGGCCUUUUUUGUCGGACUCUCAAGCUCAGGAGGGCCCUGAGCUACAUUCCUCACUGCAGGACAGACAUGGGAUAAGUAAGACCAGCUCCAGUUUACUCCCCAGCAGCCCCCUCCCCCUUGGGCCAGUCCCCAGGCCAAGCAGAGGGGGGCUAUUGGAUCCCUUAGGGGCAACACCAGCUGAAGCCCAGAUCUAUUACUCCUUGGGAUCGGUGUGCCACCCCAGCCCUCAGGCCCAGACUUUUCCUCUCUACAGCCCCUCAGGAACACCUCUGUACAACCUGCACAGGGAGCCAGGCACCCGACAGCACAACCUUAGAAACUCACCGCACUCCCCCCUCGGUCUGCCCAACAGCCACGACAGACCACAGAGAGACAGAGACAGAGAAAAAGUCCCACAGAGGGACAGAGAGCGAGCGAAAGACAAAGACAAAGAGAAGCACCUUCAACAUGACCAAGAAAGAGACGGCGAGCGAGAAAGAAGGCGAGACAGGGACAGAGAUCGAGGGAGAGAGUCGUCUCCUUCCCAUGUUCACACCUCACCCACGGACCUUCACCCGUCUCCCCCCGCGCUCCUACCUCACUUCACCAAGGGGUCUCUGAUUGAGCUGGCCAGUGGCAGGUUGAAGCGAGUGGAGGAGCUGCGGACAGAGGACUUCCUGCGGAGUGCUGACACCUCUCCUGAGUUCCACCUCAGCACCUGUACCGUGCUGCUGAUUUCCCCCAGCAGCGCUCAGGGCUUCAGCCACCUACAUGUCCACCUCACAGACCUCAACACUCAGGUCAGUCCUCUCUUCAGCUUUAAUUAUUAACACUACAGCAUUGUUAGGAAUUAUUUUAAAAGAUAGUGCCGUUUUUAUUUUAAGGUGGGAUUGUAUGAGGUGUCUAUUAGUAUCAAGUUACCACACACAGCAGAUGGUGGCAAGGCGGCUUGAGCACGAUCAUGGAAGCUAUGCUAUGUACCACAAUGGGCAGUGCUUUGAGUAAAAAAAGAAAAAUCCGUUUGACUUUAUUUUAUGAUUUUGAAUAUUUUUUACCUUUUCUCUGGCAUGUGUUUCCUCAAACAUGCAUCACCUGAUCCUGAUGCUACAGCUCACCUGUUCAGGUCAGACAAGGCCGUGGUGAACUUAACCUGAAGUCAAACCUGGAGAUUUCAAUUUUUUUUUUUUUUCAGUGUCUGUGAACCCUCCUCCUGUGUUAGGGUCUGCACCGAUCCGUUUUAGUUUUUAAAUGCUUAAAAGAGACACUUAAAUUAGCUUUUUGCAUUAAGACUUUUUGACUUUGUCAGGAAACUCUAUAUCAACAAAAUAAAAAUUAAAAAAAAUGAAUUGACUAAAUUAUAAAAUGCUCUUAUUAAAAUUAUGACACUUGUCAUGUUAGGGUCGCUGUUGACCCAGUUAGAUUAAUAUCUAAUAAUUAGAGCAAAAACUGAAAUCAUAAGUGCACUGUCAGGCACCACACUGACAGUCAGAUCCUCUUCCAAUCAUGUGAGAUUUAGGAAAUUUUCAUUUUUCCAUGUUUUUCCCUGUACAAAAAAUAAUGUUGGGCAUGUCCAGACAUGUGAGAUCAAUUCAGUAUAGAUGUCUGUAUGAGGGGGUAUGCUGACAAAGAAACCCCCAGAAUAUCUACAAAAACUAUUAUAAACAAUAUUCUCAUGGAUAAUGAAGGCUAACAAGGUAACAAAGAGAUGCAAACCAAAUUGGAUGAUAGAGAAUUGUUUUUAGUGUAAUUUACAGCUGAUUUAAGACACGUGUCAAAACCGACCCUUAACAUAGUGGGUGUGUAGUAAAAGUUAACACAGGAGGAAGGUUAACUGCUGUUACAGCUGGCCCAGCAUUAUCUGUUGUAUGUAAAGGAGUCCAACAGUGGUUGAAAAAUAAAAAGUCAAAGGAAAAGAUGAGUCAGGAAGAUGAAACUAUUCAAAAUCUAGUAUAUUGUAAAAGUGACUGUCGUCCGCCUUAUGAGAAAUUCAACUCCUGCUGCUCAGUCCCUCGUAAAACCCCACUUUAAAUAUGAGUACUUGCAGGGUUGAAGUAGUAUUCCCCUUGAUUUUCUCUGAGUCAAACAGAUUGUAGUGAUAAUGAGUGUCAGACAUGUGAUGUUGAGUGUGUAACCAUGUUGUGGUUUUGUGUAGGAGUUACUGAAGGUCUUGGUGGAGUAUCCGUUCUUUGUGCAGGACCGAGGCUGGUCUUCUUGCUGUCCCCAGAGAACCUCACAGCUGUACGGCCUGCACUGCCGCCAGCUCACGGAGGGGGAUGUCUGCCUGGCUCUAACACCUACACCCAACCAAACCCAUCGGACACACACGCGUACCAGCUCCCGGGCCCAUCGCAUGCAACCCCCCUCAAGGGCUGCAGGAGAGUCUAGCAGCAGCAGCAGCAGCAGCAGCAGCAGCUUGCACAGGGACGAGAUGCCACCACCACCUCCACCUCCCCCUCUCCCUCACCACCCACCUCCUACUGUGCCAGCCCCUCCUCCUCGUGCUCAGGCUGCAGAGCCUCACGUUCAGGAGCAGACGCGUCCACGCAAACGGCGCUGGUCUGCCCCGGACUCCCUUCCUUCGAGUGGAACUGAUGAAAGUCUCCUGGAUUUACCUCAUGGCUCUAAGCUGAUGAAGUGGCAGUAAAAAAAAAAAAAAAAAAAACUUCGAAAUGCACAUGUAUACAUCAUGCACAUACACACACGCGCACACAUACACACCCUCCUUGUCUCUGUUGCACCCUCUAAGACAAACAAUGAAGAGACCUCAAGGCAGGGUUGCAGGGAAGGAAUAAAAAAAUCAAUAGAAAACAUAGUUUUACGGGUGUCCACACUGCUGCCCAGAAGAUUAACCUCAAUUGCCAUUUUUUACCUUUUCUUCCUCUUUCCUUACCUUUCCUUUCCUUUUUCCUUUCCUUUCUUUUUGUCUUUCCUUUCCUCUCCUUCACUUUCCUCUCGUUUGUACCCUUUCCUUUCCUUUCCUCUCCUUCACUUUCCUCUCGUUUCCUUUCCUUUCCUUUCCUUUCCUUUCCUUUCCUUUCCCCAACUAUACUUAGCACAGCCCUAAAAGGAGCAGCAGCUGAAGGAUCUCUGGAAAGCUCCUUACAGACACACUGAAGACAUAUAGUGAGACAAUCAAGCACUUGUCUGUGUUCACUCUGUUUUUGUAAUGGUUGUCCCGCACACAUACUUGCUGACAGUGAUAUCUGCAGGGUAUCGGUUUUCAAUCAGUGUUAUGAAAGUAAACCCUAUUGAUGAAGUGCAGAUAUAUAUAUGAACAAAAAGUUGACUAUAUAUAUUACAUUACAAAUGUUAUAUACAGUAAAUAUGCUAAACAGAUUUAAUGCAAUCUCUCUGUCAGUUUUGCAAAUGCAUUCUUGUUUUUUCUUAAUUUUCUUGCUUCUGAGCCAGCGGCUACAUGUCAGCCGCGGCAGGCAAGGUGAAUGUACGAGCAACUCUUCGCCUUUUUUUAUUCUCAUCACUGGGAGUCAUUUCAAACAAUUGUUCAUCAAGGCAUUACCCUCCAAUAUGUUCUUAACAUUAUCUCUGAGAAAAGGGAGAACACUAAAAGGAAAACUGCGUAACAGACAAUCCCACCCACACAGACAGGUCUGUGCCACAUCGCUUCUUCGACACACAUGGUGUUUUUCCAUUAAAAACUGAAUGAUGGAUAGAGUCAAAAGUACAGCGCGGCUGAAGAGUAAUGGUGCUAAUAACACGUUGGAACAUGAUGCUUUGUGAAUACUCUUGACCCCUGUGUACUGUACACUUCUGUUCCCAUCUCAUUUUUUACGUACUGUAUUUGUUUGAAGGCAGGGAAACGGUGAAAGUAUUUUAAACUCAGAUACGGGUAUCUCCUCUGAUUCAGCACACUCUCUCACUUUAGUUUUUGUGGGGUUUUUUUUGUUUUUUUUUUAAUUUUCAAAAAGAAAACCUUACCUGUUGAUUUUUCUUUUUAAAUGUUAUAGCUACAAAAAUGUAUAUUUUUAAAAAUUGUGACUCUGUUAUAUGAUGUUCGCUAGAAAUAAAGGAAAAAAAGCUUUAUAGAUUUAA
Messenger RNA from Xyrichtys novacula (pearly razorfish), 17738 nucleotides. Lineage: Eukaryota; Metazoa; Chordata; Actinopteri; Labriformes; Labridae. The record is from the annotation of a GenBank genome assembly.